Messenger RNA from Hydractinia symbiolongicarpus, 4430 nucleotides. Its product is annotated as microtubule-associated protein futsch-like. Lineage: Eukaryota; Metazoa; Cnidaria; Hydrozoa; Anthoathecata; Hydractiniidae. The transcript is spliced from 6 exons. Bases 142 to 3588 code for a protein of 1148 amino acids. The record is from RefSeq and is a predicted model, not a curated record.
UAUAUUCAUCAGUAUGAAAAGUAUGGACUGACAGAAAAUGAUUUUAUCGACAGCUUUGGUGUGGUAGAGCAAGUAGUGGCUGAUUAUACUUCUAUUUAAAAACUUCGGAAAACGGAGGGUGCAACCCUUUUUCUGAGAAAUAUGAUGAUGGCGUCACGGUUACUUUGUGCAAUCUUGUUUGCAUUUGUCUUUAUUCUUAUUGGCUAUCACGAAUCUGGAGCUGAUGCUAUUGGUCGAAAGUUGGGAGGCAAAAAAAUAAAUAAACUAGAAAAGAAGAAAGGCGAAAAGACGAAGAGUGUAUCAAGUGAUAAAGUUCAUAAUGGCGGACGCAAAGGUCCAAUGAGCGGUGGUUCGCAAGGAGCGCCAAUGCCGCUAGCUAUACCCUUUCCAAUAAUCCCUCUGCAAGGAAAUGGAGGGAAAAGUGCUCAAAAGAGUAAAAAUAAAAAGAAGAAAACUCAAGAAGCGGAGUCUGAUAAAAGUAACAAGGGGUAUUCCAUCAAAGACGUGGACCGCGAUUUAACUUUAGCCAAGGGAAAAGCGAAGUCGAGAAAAAACGGAAAAAUAUACACCAAAACUAUUAUGACGCCACCAGACGAUAUGUUUCAACGUUCAAAACGUUCUGUAGAUGAUGAAGUCGACGAACAGAGCGAUAAUGACAAAACGGAGUUUCGACGUUCUGCAGAUGAAGAUGAUGAAGAUGAACUUAAUGAGGAGGAGAGAGACAUACGUAGAGAUUGGUUAUUAGAUGGUGAUGAUGAGGGUUAUCUUCCUGGAACAGAAAAUGUUUAUUUUAAUCCGUCAGACUUAGAUUUUAUUUGGCAAGGAGAUUCUGUUUUAUCGAGAGCAUAUCAAGCUAUAAUGCCUAGCAUGAGACUGUUAACAAAAAGAAGCACUGACGAGGAGAGCGAAUAUGAGAAUAACGCCCCGGAUGAUUUAAUGAAGCUUAAUAAAAAUGCGGAAAGUGUUAGAGACAUGGCUAAGCGGGAUCUUAGCGAGGUAGAUAAGGAGGUGGACGAAGAUGAAGAAGAUUUAAUGAAAGUUAACUCUGAAAACACUGAUCGUGGAAUGCAGACUCGUGAAGUAUCUAUCGCUGACGAAGAAGAAGAUGAUGGCGAGGAAGAACUGGAUAUCGUAAACGAAGAUAAAGAUUUUCAAGACGAAGAAAGCGAAGAGGAACGUGACACACGUGAGACAGCUCCCGGUGACGAGCCACCAUCCAGUAUUGAAGAGGCCGAGAGACAAUUAAAAAAUGCUGAGCUAGCUGCAGAAGCUCUUACCCAUCUUGAAAUGCAAGUUGGUAUCGAUCCAGAACAUCUGGUCAGCAACACACACAAGUAUGUCAUGAGCCUGCAAGCAGAGAAAGCAAAGUACGACGCUGAUAUUAGAUCACAUAUUAACAAGGCACGAGAAGCUGAAAAAAGGGCGUCGGUUCCAGUUCACGAUGAGGUGAAGAAGUCUGAAAUCUCUGGCGAUGUAGCUGCUGCUAAGAAACAGUUAGAGAGUGAUCGUAGCAAAAUUGAAGAGAUUAACACGCAGUUGAAGCAACUAAAAGAUAUUGAGUUGAUGGCUACAGGUUUAGAAGUAGCGAAAUACCUUGCAAAAGAACGAGCGCAGCAUAAUUUAGUUUUGGCUAAAGAAAACGCAGCAAAAACGCAAGUUCCUAUGCCAGUUCAACCUGUACAACAAAUGCAACAACCACAAAUGGAAGUGACACAGCAACAACCUUCUGUUGACGCAAAUUCACUUUCAAUGCAGCAAUCUCAACCUGGCGAAACGGUUGGUACAUGGGGUUAUCCUAGUGGGCAGCCUGCGGUGCAACCUGUUGUAGCUGUUCAACCCCAAAUACCGGCUUACCAACCACCAAUUGCACCUCUGCCGAUGUAUAGUGCACUGCAACCAACUACACCUAUGCUUCAACAACACCAGAUGGGAGAACAAAGAAACGAAGAAAGUCGACCAUCCUUUAAUACACCAGCCAUAAAAGCUCCUCUUACCCAAUACUUAUCUAGCUACAUACAGUCUCAAAAAAAUAGUGCGAAUCAAUUCGCUGCUCAACCUCAUUGGCUUACUGCCGCAUCAAGACCUUUCUCUCAACCAAGACCAAUGUUCCAUCAACCUCUUCCGCCAGUAUACCAUGAAGAACAUGUUGAAGGAGAUCAAAGACAUUCAACUGCUAAAACCCCUUCAGAUUCGCAAUCUCUGUUCAUGCUCAGGCCUCCGCAAUCUGCUACUGCUAAUGUUAACUUAAUAACGUCAUUUGCUCGCCCUUUAACUCAGAAGAGUAUUGGUUCAGCGGAUCAUGAAAUAACCAAAAUCGAACAACCACAUAAAAUUCCUAAUACAAAUGAUGAACACAAAGAUUCAGAGGAAAAUCACGACGACAGUGCGGGAGGGAUGCUAUCUUUUCCUGGAACAACCUACUCGCCACCUCCGUCUUGGUUGCAACAGCCCAAUGAUAGUCGUGCCCAAGCAGCUAGAAUACCAUCACAAGGAGCGUCUAGACCUUACUCGCCACCUAAUGGGUUCCAUCCCAGUAUUACAGAAAUUUCUGGGCGUCCUGCAUAUCACCCCAACAUUGGUGUCGCGCCUCUGUCUACAUUACACCCAUACGAACCUUCAGCUGAGCCAGUAACAGGUGCGAUACCUUAUCAUCAAUUUUCACAACAGUCGUCACUUUCGGCACCAUCGAUGGCUUCUUAUACAUCUCAGCCAGCUCCAGUGGAACCUGUCGCUCCUAUUCAGAACAUAGCACCGGUAGCUUUCAAUUCACAUCAGAAUUUCCAAAAUACAUUAUUCAACGAUAAGGAGGCAGUGGAAAUGCGACCGGGUACUCCUAUGAAUUAUGCAGCACCCCAAAACCAACAAGCACAAGUAGGGGAGGUUAUCAAUACAAACCCUCAAGACGAAGUAGUGACUGUUAACCGGAAACCUGAACCGGAGCCUACCCCUCCUCCUCCUCCGGACAUGUCGGGCAAUUUACCCGGUUGGAUGGGUGCGGUGGAUAGUGCAAAAUAUGGUAACGAUGUUAGUGAUCGUCUUAGAGAAACGAACGGCUCGAAACCGGCAUCCACGCCCCCUUCAGAUAGCGAUGAUCAAAACGUUAAACGUGAAUACCUUCAUCUACAAAAAGCACAAGCAAAAUUGCAAGACACUUUCAAAGCAGCAUCAGCGGUAACGCAUAUUGAAUCGUCUGUUGGUUUCGAUCCCGGCUCAAUUGCUAAGAUGGUAGAUUUCGUCAAAACUGCUGCAAUUAAAGAUGUAAAACUCUCUAAAGAAACAGUCGAUAAAGAUAAGGAGACUUUAAAGAAAGUAGAAGAAAAUUCUAUUAGUAAAAAAUCUGAGAUUGCGAAAAAAUCCGAAGUAGACAGUGUUGCGUUAGAGCAUGCUAAAGAAAAACUAAAAAGCGAUGAGGUGGUUUUAGCUGAUGCCGAAGAUCGGCUGGAUAAAAUUCAGAAAAUGGAACUAAUUGUCACGGAAAUUGAAGUGGCGAAAUAUUAUGCUGCGAACAAAGCCGAAAAUGAAGUGCAAGGAGCCAAACGAACUCUGGAUUCGUUAAAAAGAAAUGAAGUGCAUAAACCGGAAAAAUAAUGCGCAAAAAAGUUGUGGGAUUUUAAAUGUUGUGGUUGUUUUGCUGAAUGUAUAUAAACACACAAACUCGUGUCACGAUGUGCGUCUCGUUAUGUACCAGACGGAAGAAAAUUAACGUAUUCCGUGUAAUGUCUAUUUUUCCAUCCUCGUCCCCAGGGUUUGUUGCCUAUGUCAAAGCUGCUAGCGCUUACUUGAAGGCUAAACAACGGCCUUGAUGUUACAAAAGCCCCUGGGACGAGGUUGUUAUAUUUCUUUCAUUUAGUUAUUUUUGUGUUUGUGCUGCUUUGUGCUGAAUGCAAAUCCAACGUUCAAAUUCUUUCAACUUUUCACUAAAAAAAUUAACUUUUAUUUAUUUUGUCUUUUAGGCAUUUUGACGAUUUUACCGAAUUUUCCUUCUUAUUCAUACAAAUUUUUAUACGCUGUACUGUAUACCUUUUCUAAAUACAAACCUAUCCUAUGACCCAAAUUUUGGAAAGUGUACGGUACAAAUACCAAUGCAGAAUAUUGACAUCUAAAGUUGUUUUUCGGAUUCUCUCACUAUUCGACUUGUGAUGUAACUUGUGUGUCAAAUUCAAUUGUCAGUGGCUUUAUCUUUCAUGCUCACGAUCGUGUUGUCAAGUAGCGUAUUGUAGUUAAUCCGCCAUGUUUUCUAUCAAAUAUCUAUACAUCCACUUUGCAUUAUCCGUUAUGUUGUGCAGUGUAAAUAAAUAAAUAAAUGAAAGUUCACUGAUUUUGUUAUGUGUUCUGUGUUUUAUCAUGUUCUGUCAAAUACGCAACUGUACAUUUUGUAAAAUAGUAGUUUUAUAUCUCAAUUUUUUAUAAACAAAAAAUCACGUUUUGUA